Molecule: messenger RNA, 594 nt
Organism: Spirodela intermedia
Lineage: Eukaryota; Viridiplantae; Streptophyta; Magnoliopsida; Alismatales; Araceae
Source: the annotation of a GenBank genome assembly
AUGUGCCAUUCAUCUAACUGUGGAGGACAUUUCUCUAGACGAAAAACAGCUGCAAAAAUUUUUCAAUGUGGUUUUUAUUGGCCUACAAUCAUUAGAGAUUCUAUAGAAUUUAGUAGAACAUGUAUUUCAUGCCAAUUUAUAAGUAAUAUGAGUAAAAAAGAUGAAAUGCCCAUGAGUAAUAUAUUAGUAGUCGAAAUUUUUGAUGUAUGGGGAAUAGAUUUCAAGGGUCCCUUCCCAUCAGCUGAAAAAUAUGAAUAUAUUUUGCUUGGUGUUGAUUAUGUGUCGAAGUGGGUGAAAGCUAUUCUUACUAGAACUAAUGAUCACAAAAUCGUGAUGAAAUUUGUGCAGGAAAAUAUUUUUUCGAGAUUUGGAUGUCCUAGAGUGAUUAUUAGUGAUGGAGGAACACAUUUUACAAAUAAAUAUUUCAAAGAACUAUUGAAAAAGAAUAGAGUAUACCAUAGAGUAGCCACUUCAUAUCAUCCCCAAACAAAUGGGCAAGCUGAAGUAGCAAAUAGGGAAAUUCAGAGAAUUUUGAGAAAAAUAGUUAGACCAAAUAUGAAAGAUUGGCCCACGAAAUUACAAGAUGCAUUAUGA